Messenger RNA from Prorocentrum cordatum, 1368 nucleotides. NCBI's taxonomy places the organism in Eukaryota, Dinophyceae, Prorocentrales, Prorocentraceae. The record is from the annotation of a GenBank genome assembly.
AUGAGAGCUGCUUCCGCGGCAGUCGUCUGCACAGCACUGGCGCAGCUCGGCGCGGCAUCGACCUGUGGCGCGAAGGGCACGGACGACACCCCCUGGGCGUGGGGCAGCCAGCGCGUCUACGGGGGACAGGAGGCCACGAGCUGCGAGUGGCCGUGGCAGGUCUCCCUCCAGAGCUCCAGCGGGCACUUCUGUGGAGGGACGCUCAUCGCACCGAACUGGGUCUUGACGGCCGCCCACUGCUUCCCUCGUUCUUCGUUCUGGGUCGUCGCAGGCCUUCACAGCCAGUCCCAAACGGACACGGUGGGAGUGCGACUGGAGGUUCAGUACGUGCACACUCACCCAAACUACGUCAACUGGGACCAGGGCUACGAUUACGUCCUCUUGGAGUUGGCCGAUGCGGCGCCCUUGAACGACUGUAUCGGCCUUGCGUGCUUGCCGACGGAGGACAUCGGUGCCGGUGAAGAGUGCUUCGCCACUGGGUGGGGAAUGGUCGACGGAGGGAGCGUCCCUGACUUGUUGCAGGAGGGUGGGGUAACAACAUGGACCAACACAGAUUGCCAGGCUCAAUGGGGCCUGUCAGGGAUGACGAUCACCGAUGACAUGCUUUGCGCACAGGGCUCCAACGGUGGGUUGGUAACCGACAUAUGUCAGGGGGACAGCGGAGGGCCGAUUGUCUGCGCUUCAGGCGGCAGCUACUUCCUUCAUGGCGUUGUGUCGUGGGGAGCUGCUUCAUGCGGCGUGCAGAAUUUCCCUGGAGUUUGGAGCAGGUUCACCUAUGCAAGCGACUGGAUGGCUGGGUUGAUGGGAGAUUGGACGGUGCCCCCGACGCCAUCGCCCGCACCGACAGCUACGCCGACAGCAACACCGACCGCACUCCCAACAGCAGCACCGACAGUUGCGCCUACUGCGGCACCAACGACGGCGCCGACCGCUUCCCCAUCAUCAGCACCCACAAGUGUGCCGACUGUAGCAGCAGCACCAACGGAGGCGCCGUCCGCUUCCCCAACAGCAGCACCGACAGUUGCGCCGACUGCAGCACCAACGGUGGCGCCGACUUCGCCGCCACCGUCGCCAGCGCCGCUGUGCGGCGAAAAGGGUCCCGACAACACUCCUUGGGAGACGCAACGCGGUCAGCGCAUUGUUGCAGGGCAAGCCACCACGCCGUGCGAGUGGAAGUGGCAAGUGUCCCUCGCGGCCUCUUGGGGGCACUUCUGUGGAGGAACACUCAUCGCCCCGAACUGGGUCCUGACAGCUGCUCACUGCGUGGGUUGGCAUAGCUUCUCCUUCGUAGCGCUAUCGCAAAUGGUCGACAGACCAGGGUCAGGAGACAUUGCAGGUGAAACAAGUGUUCUCGCAUCCAGAUUAUGA